AUGACUGCUGUGUAUGAGGGACGAUUUCAGAAUCUGAUGCUCUACGGAAACGGACUCAAAGGUUCUAUUCCUGAUGAGUUGUUCCUGUUGACAUCCCUGCAGGCGCUUGAUCUAAACAGAAAUGACUUGAGCAGCAGUAGCAUUCCUCGUCACAAUGGAAAACUCACAAAGUUGGAGCAUCUGAUGCUUUUCUUGACGGGCCUGUCUGGUGCCCUGCCCUCAGAACCAGGCCUUGCAACAAGUCUCAAAGGCAUCUACUUGAAUACAAAUCAGUUCCACAGCACUAUUCCUACUGAGCUUGGGAUGCUGGAAAUCCUGCAAAACUGCUUCCUAGAGGAAAAUUACUUGACUGGAAGUAUUCCUGUUGAGGUUUGCAGCUUGAAAAGGCUUGAAUGCCACCUUCACAACAAUGCCUUAGAGGGCUCCCUGCCAACAGAGAUUGGGCUUCUGACAGGCAUGACAGGCUUGUCUCUGUUGCCAAUCAAGUGA
Molecule: messenger RNA, 489 nt
Organism: Seminavis robusta
Lineage: Eukaryota; Bacillariophyta; Bacillariophyceae; Naviculales; Naviculaceae
Source: the annotation of a GenBank genome assembly